Eriocheir sinensis (Chinese mitten crab) is the source of this 4420-nucleotide messenger RNA. RefSeq names its product perlucin-like protein. Gene Ontology annotation, biological process: biological process involved in interspecies interaction between organisms. Gene Ontology annotation, molecular function: carbohydrate binding. The transcript has 6 exons. The record is from RefSeq and is a predicted model, not a curated record. Gene Ontology annotation, cellular component: external side of plasma membrane. Bases 2176 to 2904 code for a protein of 242 amino acids. NCBI's taxonomy places the organism in Eukaryota, Metazoa, Arthropoda, Malacostraca, Decapoda, Varunidae.
GGGCAAGGCGUUGAUUCACGUAUAAGCACUUCCGUUCUGGAUGAGAGAAUACCUGGAACUUUACUGUGCCGUGCGUUCCACUUAAAAAGGAGAAAUUAGCGCGGAUCACACUACGUACUACACCCAUACGUGAACUAACCGAGAACCACGUAUAUAGGCAGCAAUUAUGUCUCUUCCCCAUAUAAUUACCGGUUUCGCCCGCUCUUGAAAACGGCAAUCGGUCACCGGCGACUGUCAGGUUAUGCGGUAAUUAGAAACUUUAAGAGUAAGCAUCCCACCCGGCACUUAGGUCGCUAGCGGAAGACUUUCUCUGCUCAAUGUAGGCGGUGGCGUGGAAGACAAGAGGCGAGCAAAGUCAGUCAGUGCUGCAGCCGCUUCGAGUGUAGAGGUGGUGAUGCCGCUCCUCGCUCCUGUCUCCCAUCCACGACCAGGGUGACGAGACCUCUUGCUGUUGCUGUUCUUUUGUUCGUCGUUGGCGGUGUAGUUUCCGCCGCCAGGAAGCUCAGGUUAAAGAUGGCGUCAGGGAACACUAUAACAUAUCGGUGAUCAGUGUAAUUAUACUCAUCGAAGGGGAAUCAUAACAUAACUAAUAGUGUGAUUGAAAACAAACUGUGAAAAAAAAAAUUAGUGUAUGAGAAAUACCUCCCCCUACAAAAAAGAACCCGUGAAAAAAUAAUUGGAAGGGAAAGAGAAAAAAAACUGAAAUAAAUCAUUGGAAGAAAGAACAAAAAAUAAAAUAAAAUAGAUAAUAAAUAAAUAAAAAUAACAUUGUAAGAUAAAAACAAACAAACAAAGAACCACAACAACAAAAACAACAACUAGGAAGCAAAGAGGAGAGAAAAGAAAGGAAAAGAAAAAUGUCGCAACCAGAAACCAGAAGAAAAAAUAUCCCUAAGGACUGGAAUGUAAGAAAUAAUGACUGAAUAUUUAACCAACCAAUCCAUGAACUCUCUCCACGAAGUCCCACAUCAGCAUCAAGAUCAACAAGAACAAGAAGCAAAGUUGGCAACCACGAAGCAUGUCUGAUGGAGAGGGUAAACAGUGACUUUUUCUUUUCGCAGAACCUUUUACUUCGUGUGUGUGCGUAAAGGUCCGUUUGUGUUUGUGCGUUCGCCUGUGCAUCAAGCCGGACGUGUCUGGCGAUUAGUGUUUGUCUGCGUGUUCGCUGUGAAACUCCGUGAGCACCCAAGAGGAAGCAGACUGCAAAUAUUAAACCAGUGAAGUCAAGCACCUCCCCCCCCCCCGAAGAAUCAUUAUGAAGGACCUCCAAGAAUCGGUAUAUAGAAAACAUGUGCGGGAGUGACUGGAGUGAUAAAUAGGGAAACUAACAGUAAACAAGGAAAAAUAAGUCACGAGUCCACUUCGUUGCCAUCCAAAAGUUCAAGUUCGGGUGAGUUUCUGCAAAUGAUAACAGGAACAAGACAACGAAGACGCAAACCAAACCGACCUGAACGAAGUGCCCCAUAAACUGGAAACGCUGAAGACGACGACUAAACUGAGAAACACAAGAAUAAGAAGUAAAGGAAAACAAAAACAAUAACGAGAGUAGUACAAUUAUUCGAAGCGUGUAAGCCACAACCUUGAGCCAGUGACCGCGAUAACGAACGAACCGAACACAAAUACAACAAAAACAACAAUUGCAAGAUAAAAACAAACAUUGGAACUAUUAAGACUGCACAAACCGAACAAAGAUACAAGAAAGACAACCAUAGGACAAAAAUAAACAUUGGAACUUUUUUACGAGUGAACGACAGAACGAACACCGACAGAACAAAGACAAUCACAAUAUCAAAACACAUCGGAACUUUUUUUUACGAGUGAACGAACACCGACAGAACAAAGACAAUCACAAUAUCAAAACAAACAUUGGAACUUUUCUUAUGAGUGAACGAACGACCAAAGACAGAACAAAGACAACUAUACCAAGCUCAAAACAAACACUGGAACUUUUAUAUGAGUGAGCAGAACAAAGCUAAAACAAAGACAACAACGACUACAAGAUCAGAACAAAUACUCCAACCUGUUUAACCAAUCUUCCGAACCAGUGACAGCGAACGAAGAAACAAACCACGCAACAACGAGAGGCGGAUAAGAAAAGAAGAAAAACAGACUCUUGAAACUCAUAAGCCGAGGCCGUGACCCAGCACACGCGAUGACGAACUAGGCGGUGACGAGAUGGUGCCUGAGAGUGCCAUGAGAGAAAGUGCCAUGGCCCCCCUCAGAUGCUGUGGGCGCGGUGGCGGGGGAUGCUGCGUCGAGAGGCGUGGAGGGUGCAGGAGACGCAAGAUAGUGGGCUGUGGCACGGCGUGGAAGCAGAUGGUGAAGGUCAUGGUCGUGAUGGUGGUUGCGGUGGUGGUGGUGUUGGUGAGCCCGGUGGAAGGCAAGACGAAUCGGUCCACUUUGGCCCCGAGCCGCAACUCUCUUCAGGGCCUGGAUUCGCCCUGCCCUAUGGCCUUCCAGAAGUUAGGGUCCCGGUGUUACUUCUACGGCUACUUCCCUCUCAACUGGUUCCGCGCCGCCGAGUUCUGUCACUCCUUCGGCCGCGGCGUCUCCCUGGCCACGCUGGAGACGGCCGAGGAGAACUACUACGUGAAGAAGUGGCUGACGCUGAAUGGCAACCACAACAGCGGCGUGUGGGUGGGCGGGUCUGACAACGGGCACAACGGAAAGUGGGCGUGGUUCCCUACAGGCCAGUUGGUGAGCUACAGCAACUGGGGCCCGUCUCAGCCCAGCGGCGGGGACCAGCACUGCAUGUAUCUGGUUGGCGGCCUGCUCGGGUACCAGUGGGCCGACUUCCACUGCGAGUUCGACAUGAAUUUCCUCUGCGAACACAGCGUCAACCAAGUGCAAGUGUGGAGGAGGAGGAAGAGGAAGAAGAAGAGGAAAAGAAGGAGUCUGUGGUAGCAUUGCAGUCCUCGUUGCGUUGUGCUGCCUAUUGCCUUCAUCACCAACUCAUCAACAUACGACACUGAGAAUGACCAGCCAACUUGCACCUGCCGAGCCCCUCUCCCACUGGUGCUGUGAGGCGACCAAGCACAUUAUAUUGGCGGCGGCGCACUGUUACCACUCUGCAGGGCGAGGAGACAGAUAGGCUUCGGAUGCGAGGUUGGUGGGUGCUGGAGGAGAGUAGGGGACGGUAGCGGGGUAUGUAGAGUGGUAAUAGAUGUUUGGAAGAGGGGGUAGUGUUCGAGCUUAGUUUUAUAGAAGGGAAGAGAAAGUACGUAUGGUAUUAAGUUUGGCAGGUUGUUAAUGUAUGUAUGUGUGUAGUUGUUCAUGUAUUAUUAUUAUUAUUAUUAUUAUUAUUAUUAUUAUUAUUAUUAUUAUUAUUAUUAUUAUUAUUAUUAUUAUUAUUAUUAUUAUUAUUAUUAUUAUUAUUAUUAUUAUUAUUGUUGUUAUUGUUGUCGUGCAUAUAUUUGCUGUAGUUACUAUUGUUAUUGUUUUGUAGUUGUUGUAGAUGUUUGUUUAUAUUGUUGGUGCCGUUCUUUAUCUAGCAUUAAGCAGGAACAUAAAGUACUAUGUAUUUUUGUCGAUGAACUAUUUAUGCAUAUUAUGGUAGUUAUGUCCUUUCUCCUCAAUCUCUCCCGCUGCACGCUGGUCAGCUCCUGAUGGUUAUCAGGCAGGUAACACAAUCGUUGAGGCCACAUCAGUGAAUGAUUUCAGGUAUAUAUAUGUCAGCAUGAGCCACUUAUAAGAUAUACCCUGAUUAUGUUGUUGUUCAAAGAUUAAUAUAAGUCCCUCCUCGGAGGGGCCAUGAGCCUCCUAGUCGGGUGACGACUCAUGGAGAAGGCGCCGACUUUAUCGGCUGACGCCGUCUAAGUCGAUUUGUCGACGAGGACUGGCGUGUCUCUUACCAGCCUGAUUAGCUCAGACUGUAAUUUGGGUGAAGCAGCAAAGCAUCAAGUGGGGCAUACGAGUCUCACUCGGUAUGCUGGUAAGUCACACCGACUCCGCAACUCAACCAGAUUUUGUAGUUAACCUUCAAGCCUUACUUUCUCCUACUGCACAGCAUUGUAAGGGUGACCUGUCUAUUCUUCAGUCUGGUUCCUAGAGUCACUGGGUCAUAAGUGUUGCCUUUCAGGAGCACACAGGCAGAUGGCAAGUAUCUACUAAAGGUGGUAAAAAGCGAAAAUAUGGUUAUUGAAAAUAGCAAUAAGGAAGAGAAGUUAAUAUGAAUUACGUUUACUUGAGAGAACCGUGUUCUUCCAUGUUAACUAGAUACAUCACGAACAUGAUGAAGAAAGUGAUAAAUGUGAUUCACAAAGGACACAAAAAGAAGAGGAUUAUUCUGUUGGACGUGAGCUGACGAGAGCAUCAUGGACUGGGUCAGCGUAGGGCGAAUGUUUUCUUGUACAUCAUUUUCUGAAAACACCGUGCUAACCUAUUUCGGGAAGGUUGCAGUGACCGCACAGAUGCUAACGAU